This is a messenger RNA of Diospyros lotus (date-plum), 777 nucleotides long. RefSeq names its product receptor-like kinase TMK4. NCBI's taxonomy places the organism in Eukaryota, Viridiplantae, Streptophyta, Magnoliopsida, Ericales, Ebenaceae. The record is from RefSeq and is a predicted model, not a curated record. Bases 1 to 777 code for a protein of 258 amino acids. Gene Ontology annotation, molecular function: protein binding. The transcript has a single exon.
AUGGCAGUGGCAUCCCAACAGCAUGCCCUUCUACUCCUCUUCUCCCUCUCCGUUCUCCUCUGCUCUGAUGCCGCCGCCGACGGCGCCGUCAUGGCCAAGCUGGCCGCAUCCCUCUCCCCCGCCCCCUCCGACUGGACCGGCACCGAUUUCUGCUCCUGGACCGGCAUCGCCUGCGACAACUCCAACCGCGUCACCUCCAUCAGCCUCCUUUCCAAGUCCAUCGCCGGCACUCUCCCCGCCGAUCUCAACUCCCUCUCCCAGCUCAAAAGCCUAGCUCUCCAGGGAAACCGCCUCUCCGGCGCCCUGCCGUCCCUCGCCAACCUCACCUUCCUGGAACAGGUCUUCCUCGACCGGAACCAGUUCAAAACGAUCCCCGCCGAUUUCUUUGCCGGCCUCUCCAACCUCCAGAGCAUGAACCUCAGCGACAAUCCCACUCUCGCGCCGUGGACGAUCCCCGCCGAUCUGACUCAGUCCAGCAGCUUGAACGCCUUCUCCGCCAGCAAAGCCAGCAUAGCGGGCUCCAUUCCCGACAUUUUCAAUUCCUUCCCCAACUUGCAAAACCUCCGCCUCUCCUACAACAACCUCACCGGCUCGCUGCCGCCCAGCUUCGCCGGCUCCGAGAUCAACAGCUUGUGGAUCAACAACCAGAUGAUGGGCUUAUCCGGCACCAUUGAGGUGCUUUCUUCCAUGACCCAACUCUACCACAGAGCCGGCCCAAGUACAAGGAAAAAUAGGCAGCUGCCUAGGGCCCCAAUUUUUGAUAGGUCCCUAUUUUAA